CGGAGGGGCCGCCCUGCGCCCCAACGGGCAAACCAAGUCGCUGGUGCCUCAGCGGCUGGCGCUGGAGUACAUCGUGCCCUGCAUGAACAAGCACGGCAUCUGCGUGGUGGACGACUUCCUGGGCAAGGAGCUGGGCGGGCAGGUGGCCCAAGAAGUGCGAGCCCUGCAUCACACCGGCCGCUUCACCGACGGGCAGCUAGUCAGCCAGAAGAGCGACUCUUCCAAGGACAUCCGCGGCGACAAGAUCACCUGGGUGGAGGGCAAGGAGCCGGGCUGCCAGACCAUCCGCCUGCUCAUGAACAGCAUGGACGAUCUCAUCCGCCACUGCAACGGCAGGCUGG
This is a messenger RNA of Meleagris gallopavo (turkey), 341 nucleotides long. The record is from RefSeq and is a predicted model, not a curated record. Lineage: Eukaryota; Metazoa; Chordata; Aves; Galliformes; Phasianidae.